Drosophila miranda is the source of this 2444-nucleotide messenger RNA. RefSeq lists its product as uncharacterized. NCBI's taxonomy places the organism in Eukaryota, Metazoa, Arthropoda, Insecta, Diptera, Drosophilidae. The transcript has 3 exons. The record is from RefSeq and is a predicted model, not a curated record. The coding region runs from base 808 to 1845 and encodes 345 amino acids.
AAUAAAAAUAUAAAAUAAAUCAAAAAAAUACAUGCUGACAAAAAACGUCAUUCAAAGCAGUGCACAUAUGUACAUAUAGCCAUUUUAGUAACUUUUCGACAUACGCCCAAAAGAAUAAAAUAAGCUUCAUAAAAAAAGCUUUGCAACAGAGGAGCAUGAGGCGGCAUUAUGCCUUUAUGUUGCCGAGCACUCGGCCAUCGCUCCAAUAGACCACCUUUCGCUUAUGUGUAUGCAACAGUUCAGCGACUGCAAAGCCGCCGUCGACAUAAAAUUCAAAAGGACUAAAUGCACACGAAUUAUAAACAACGUUUUGGCUCUGCACUUCAAUGAAGAUCUGCGCACGGACAUUGAAUCGUCCAAAUUUAGCCUUAUGCUGGAUGUGUUGGAUGUGACAAUACAUCUGACAACUAAAUAAAGAGUACCCCUGAUAUAAAUGUACCACACAUCUACUUGCAAUGAACACCCUGUGUCAUGAAGACCUUUUUCCAUCCCAACAGGAUGAGUCCACUGACAUAAGCGUGACAAAAUUACUUGCUACCCGGAGGGAAAAGGCCAUCCCUCUGCAAACGCAUCUGGGAAACCAGUGCCCAAAAAGACGGGGAAGGAGACUAAGUCGGUCCACCGUCUCGAGGCAGCAGGCGCUGUGAGGAGAGGACCGAAAAGCCAAUCGGGCCAAUCCACGUCGGGGGGCCCCAAGGGCGACCUGGUUACCUUGGGACCGGGAACCCCUUGACAACCCCGGCAGGCGGCGCCUCUGAUUCGAAAGAUAGGCCCAAGUUCCAAGACAAAAGACGUGCGGCCUUCAUCAUGGGCAACGACGACCCGGUGUUCCUGGCGUCUGCCCAGGGAAUCGAAUCGCGGCGAUGGGCCAAGACAGUCCUGCCCGACUACCAGCCAGCCAAAGCUGGCAAGGCCACAGCCAAGGCCCCAAGGAAGCGGCAACGCUCGGCGGAGGACACCGCCACACAAGUCCAACAGGCCAAGAGGACGAAGACACUGAGCAACCGCUCGUUUGCCGAGGUGGCGAGGGGAAAAACCCUGAUUGGAGUCCUAGACAGGGGCUCUAAAGACGGGCAGAUCCCUAGGGACAAGUGGCACCUCGUGGAAAACGAGCUCCAAGACCGUUUCCUCCAGGAGUUGGAGGAGAAUGGAGGACCACCGCCCAAGUGUGAGGACGCCGGAGGGCACCAAGGCAGGGUGAAAGCCAUCGCCUGCCAAGAUGCUCGCUCGGCGGCCCUCUACGCGAAGGCGGUAGCGUCGCUCAAGGAGGUCUACCCAGGAGCCCAGCUGGAGGUCGUGAAGUGGGAGGACAUCCCCAGCAAGCCGAGGGCCAGAGCGUGGGUCUCGGCGAAGCCUGCAGAGCCGGAUAAGAUUCUCCGGAUUCUGCAGGUCUGCAACCCCCACCUUCCCACAGCCGAUUGGAAGGUGGCCAAGGUAGAGGAGAGCAACGGGCAGAGGCGCCAAAUCAUCCUCGUCCUGAACGAGGAGUCGGUCAGACUUCUCCACGACACGGAGGGCGCUGUGGACUACGGCUACAAGAAGGUAGUCGUAGUACCGUACAAGUCCGACUCCAAAGGCAUGCAACCGACGGUCGAGCCAGACCUGGAGCCCCCGGAGAUCCCUAGUAUGGAGAUCAAGCCUGCGGUGUCAGACGUGGCAUCAGUGGUGUCGGAUGACAUCCUAGAUGGUUACGUGUCAGACGUGAGCGAUCUCACUAGGGAUCUCAAGCACAUCGGGGUCGCGGAGGAGUUGGACUCUUCGGAGACCGACCACGACAGGACAAUGGUGGAGGUGAACCUCAGGAAUGUCACUGAUACUCCUGCAGAUAAACCUCCACCAUUGUAAGGCAGCAUGCGUUGCUCUCUUGCUCCACCUAGCCAAGGGUGGAGCCGACAUAGUCCUCAUUCAGGAGCCCUGGAUCCUCGGAAACAGUGUCUCUGGUCUGAGGACUCCUGACUAUAAGCUAUACGUAGCUGACUCCGCAGCUAAAACUCGCACCUGCAUCCUUGCAAAAAGAGAUUUGCACUUAUUUUUGCUCCCAAAUUUCAGCAAUGAAGACCAAACAGCAGUGAGCCUCGAAGGCCAGGGGUGCUCACUGAGAAUCUGCUCCACGUACAUGGGUCACGACCAACCAGACCCCCUCCACAGGCGCUCAGGGCGCUAAUCACAGACUGCGAGGCCAAGGACACACUAAUCGUAGGGUGCGACGCCAAUGCACACCACUGCCAGUGGGGAAGCACUGACACCAACGAAAGGGGUGUUUGAAAUUCGUCACGUUGCUGGCUUUGUCUCUCCGAUCGAUCCUUCAGAUCUUCAGCGACUCUGACUUUGUUCAAACCGCUGAGAAGCUGUGUGUGAGGCUCGCGAUGAUGAAAAGGACCAGCGCCUAAUCGUCUUGCUUAGUCAGAUAUUGGACGUCAGGAGGAUGUCUUACUUUCAACAUC